Molecule: messenger RNA, 252 nt
Organism: Podospora pseudocomata
Lineage: Eukaryota; Fungi; Ascomycota; Sordariomycetes; Sordariales; Podosporaceae
Exons: 3
Coding region: 1-252 (83 amino acids)
Source: RefSeq, a predicted model, not a curated record
AUGGCAACAAACCACCCCCCUUCCGCUUUGUCGUCGGGUCUAUUUUCUCCUGAUAGCUGGAGUCUGUCUAACACCGCUUCUUUCGCGAUAUUUCGAUCCUCCUUUGAGGCCAGCGGGUUACUGCAGGAGAGCUUUCGAAAGUCUUUUCGCGCCUUUUCCAAAAUCGCCCUCUUUCGCUCCCGACUUCGAAACCGCGAGCUCUGUUUCAUCCUGGCAACUGGCACCGAGCAGUCUUUGGAGAAGUUGCUCUGA